Molecule: messenger RNA, 765 nt
Organism: Colletotrichum orchidophilum
Lineage: Eukaryota; Fungi; Ascomycota; Sordariomycetes; Glomerellales; Glomerellaceae
Exons: 3
Coding region: 1-765 (254 amino acids)
Source: RefSeq, a predicted model, not a curated record
AUGAAGUCCGCCAUCAUUCCUCUGGCCAUUGCCACCAAGCUCGCCGUUGCCAACCCCAUCAACGCGCGUCAAGCCUCCGACGCCCCGGCCUUCACUUCCGCCGCAGAUGCCCUCAUUUCGGCCUACAUUCCCACCGACCAGUGGGACUCCCUGACCUCGGCCUUCGGCUCCGCCGCUAGCGCUGCCGGCGUCACCGGGGACCUCAAGUCCUACGUCUACUCCGUCCUCAAGGCCACCAGCACCCCCAACUGGUUCGCCGCGGCGAUCCCAACCCAAUAUACCAGCCAGUACGGCGCCCUUGAGUCCGCCAUUGAGAGCCUCCGCCCUACUGCCGCCCCGGCUGGUACCCCCGUGCCUACCGUCAUCGCCGUCACCACCACCAACGCGGACGGCAGCACCAUCACCACCGAGAUCUCCGCCACGGUCACUCCCAUCCCGACCACAAUCAUCACCGAUGUCGUCCCCACGCUGUCCCCCAGCGUCGUCACUGGCACCGACUCCGCCGGCAGCGACUUCACCUCAACAGUCCUGAACACCGGAACCGAGUCUGUCACUGGAACUCCCGACGCCACUGCUACCACCACUACUUCCGAGACCGCCACCGUGACUGAAAGCGGCGCCGAGUCCAGCGGCGCUUCCGCCACUGAUGCUUCAGGCUCCGCCACACCCUCCUCGACCGAGGCCCCCAACGCUGCCCCGACUGCCAUGGUUCACGGCCUCGCUGGUGUUGCCGCUGCUGUUGUCGGUCUCGUCAUGGCCUUUUAA